Messenger RNA from Nothobranchius furzeri (turquoise killifish), 1116 nucleotides. RefSeq names its product bifunctional methylenetetrahydrofolate dehydrogenase/cyclohydrolase 2, mitochondrial. NCBI's taxonomy places the organism in Eukaryota, Metazoa, Chordata, Actinopteri, Cyprinodontiformes, Nothobranchiidae. The record is from RefSeq and is a predicted model, not a curated record. Gene Ontology annotation, molecular function: methylenetetrahydrofolate dehydrogenase (NADP+) activity; methenyltetrahydrofolate cyclohydrolase activity; methylenetetrahydrofolate dehydrogenase (NAD+) activity. Gene Ontology annotation, biological process: tetrahydrofolate interconversion. Gene Ontology annotation, cellular component: mitochondrion.
AAUAUGGCGGCAUCCGUUACACCUCUACGCUCCUCCUUCAGGAUUUGCGGCUCGUUAACCGCCCACCAUCACCGCUGCCCCACCAAGCUGCGGACACGCGGAAAACACGAGGCUCAGCGGAGACCCCUACAUGUUUCCGCGUGGAGGUGUGCAGCUGUGGUGAUUUCGGGAACAGAGUUGGCUCGACAGAUUCACAGAGAGACCCAACGGGAUGUGGAGGAGCUCGUGGCUCAGGGAAACCCGAGACCCCACCUUGGAGUGGUCUUGGUGGGAGAUGACCCGGCCAGCCGCGCCUACGUUAGGAACAAGACCCGGGCAGCCAGCAUCUUGGGUAUUUCCAGUGACACGGUGGUUCGGCCUGGCUCCGUGUCCCAGGAAGAGUUGCUGGAGCUGAUUGACAAAAUGAACCGUGAUUGGAGGGUCAGUGGCCUUUUGGUGCAGCUGCCUCUUCCAGACCACAUCAAUGAACGAGCUGUAUGCAACGCCAUUGCUCCAGAGAAGGAUGUUGAUGGUUUCCACAUCGUGAAUAUUGGGAAGCUGUGCCUGGACCAGAGAUCCAUGGUACCUGCAACACCUGCAGCUGUCUGGGAGAUCAUCAAAAGAGCAGGCAUUGAGACUGUGGGAAAGAAUGUGCUGGUUGCCGGUCGCUCCAAAAAUGUUGGAAUGCCCAUUGCAAUGCUGCUGCAUACCGACCGCCACCACGAACGCCCAGGAGGUGAUGCCACGGUGACCAUCGCUCACAGGUGCACCCCGAGGGAACAGCUGAAAGAGCUCACCAGCUUGGCCGACAUCGUUAUCGCAGCUGCAGGUGUUCCUGGGCUGAUCACAGCUGACAUGGUGAAAGAAGGUGCAGCAGUCAUCGACGUGGGCAUAAAUCGCAUCCAGGACUGGAACACGGGAAAGGUCCGGCUCAUCGGGGAUGUCGACUUUGAGGGAGUGAAGGCGAAGGCAGGGCUCAUCACUCCUGUUCCUGGAGGUGUGGGUCCGAUGACUGUAGCCAUGCUCAUGAAAAACACCGUGACUGCAGCCAGAAACGCACUGAUGCAUUAAAACGGCACACACCUUACAGAUAAUACUGCACACACACACACACACACACACACACACACACACACA